This is a messenger RNA of Perkinsus marinus ATCC 50983, 828 nucleotides long. RefSeq lists its product as hypothetical. The record is from RefSeq and is a predicted model, not a curated record. The transcript is spliced from 8 exons. The coding region runs from base 1 to 828 and encodes 275 amino acids. NCBI's taxonomy places the organism in Eukaryota, Perkinsozoa, Perkinsida, Perkinsidae.
AUGAUGGAUGGUGAAGAGCAGCACGACAUGGUCAUAGGCCAACGAGUUGACUUUAUGAGGCUUCUAACAUGUCUCACGCUAUUGACCAGUAUUGAUACCGAUAAAGAUGAUAAGCUGCGAAUGCUGGUUGAUAUACAUGAUGAUGACGAUGAUCGGUGCCUCUAUGUGAAGCAACUAUAUGCUCUUGUGAAGAACGCGACGAGCGUGGCUGCCUGUGUUUAUAGACGAUGCACUGGUGCCGCACUAGAGGGAGGUACUCAAGUCACUGAUGGUGGGGACUCUGUUAUUGCCGAAGUCGAUAGGCAGCAAUGCAACAGGGUUUUCGUAAGCAGCAGCAUCAGCACGGCUGGCUACAAUGCCGAGGGUACCCCUCAUGCAGCCAUAGUAAAAGGGAUCAAUGAACGACAUGCACGGCAGAAGCAACGCAAGACCAUGCGACAUCGGUUGGCAGGAUUAGCAAGGCUCAAUCGUACCAAUGCCUUCAAGCCCGAUCUAUGCUUCAUCCGCAAGGGAUUAGAACAUCUCGGUCUCAUAUCGGAGGGGGAGGAGGAGAAGGAGGAGCGUGAGAGCACUAGGAGGCACCCAGACUCUCCUUCUACCUCGACAACAGACUCGGCCAUCGAUAGCGAUCCGGAUUGGUCACAAUUCGAGACCGUCUUUCGUGAAUCUAAGACGGGAGGCUGUCAGCUGCAGAAGCCUUCUGACAGGCAUAUUGAGAACGUCCAGAAUAUGACGAAACGAUGGCCAAGUGGAGGGUCCACCAAUGUACCAUCAACCCUCUCGACUGAGAUGACCACCUUGCGUGAUGACGAGAUCGACUGGCGCUGA